Messenger RNA from Phialemonium atrogriseum, 3039 nucleotides. RefSeq names its product S-M checkpoint control protein rad4. The transcript has 4 exons. The record is from RefSeq and is a predicted model, not a curated record. Gene Ontology annotation, biological process: mitotic DNA replication checkpoint signaling; DNA replication initiation; mitotic G2 DNA damage checkpoint signaling. Lineage: Eukaryota; Fungi; Ascomycota; Sordariomycetes; Cephalothecales; Cephalothecaceae. The coding region runs from base 1 to 2679 and encodes 892 amino acids.
AUGACCACACCACCAGACUCACCAGAUGCCGGGGCGAGCCUGUUUGACCCGUCGUUGCCCUUCAAAGGAGUCGUCGUCUGUUGCACUAGCAUUCCACCAGAGCAGAGGUCCGAUAUUGCAGCGAAGACAGCCGAGCUCGGAGGCAUCCACAAAUACGACCUCACCCCCGACGUUACACACCUUGUUGUCGGAGAGUACAACACCCCCAAGUACCGCCAUGUUGCCAAAGAGCGACCCGACAUCAGGCCCAUGGCUGCGGGGUGGAUAGAGGCUGUGCGAGAUCUAUGGGUCCAGGAUGCGGACAUUGACUUCGUCUCCUUGGAAGAGACGUGGCGACUGCGGACCUUCGAGACAAGUGGCGGAGAUCCCAACGUGGCUGGGAAGGAGGGUGAGCGUGGCAGGCUCCUAUGCUGUCUGACCGGAUUCGACGACGUGGACCAAAGACAGCAGAUCAUCGACACGAUUGUUGCCAAUGGCGGAGCAUAUACGGGCGAUAUGACUAGAAAGGUUACUCACCUGAUAGUCCACAAGCCCGAGGGGCGGAAGUACGCCGCAGCGAAAUCUUGGGAAGUCCUGCCCGUCUCCAUCGAAUGGCUACAGGACAGCGUCCGGAGGGGCAUGAUCCUGGACGAGAAAUUAUACGACCCGAUCCUGCCAAAGGAAGAGAGGGGCAAGGGCGCGUGGACGAGGACAGAAGUGACGAGGGUCUCGUUGGGUAAGCGGUUGCGCGAAGGCGCGGCGGCCGCGCAGGAGGAUGGGAAGAGGAAGCUGAGGAAGACGGCCAGUAUGAAGUUGAACAGCCAGAGGGAUAAUCUAUGGGGUGACAUCCUGGGCAAACCUCCGUCUGCCGACCCCUUCCCUCGACCCAGCGAUGACCCCUUCUCAAGACCUGGGGAUGAACCGACACAGGCCAACACUCAGGCGUCGGGACGAGGGGGCAGCGCCCAGACAUCGGGAAAGUCCUUUGACACACAAGGUUCGAAGCUCGUCUCUCUCGGAACUUCAGAGGACGUCUCGGUGUUCGCAUCAUGCUGUUUUUAUGUCCAUGGUUUUCCAGCGAAGAAAGCAGAGGUCCUGAUGAACACAGUUGCGUACAUGGGUGGAUUGGUAUGCAACUCGCUCGACGAGGUGGCUUCCAACUCCGGCGCACAACUCUCACACCGCUUCCUCAUCGUACCGCAAAACUCGAGACCGGACACGCACCCGUCCCUCCCGGACGAUGUCCAGAUCAUCACCGAGUUCUUCAUCGAGAAGUGCAUGCACAAAAAGCAACUCUUCAACCCCAACGAACACGUCAUCGGCCAGCCAUUCCCCGCCUUCCCCAUCGAUGGCUUCGAGAGAUUGGCAAUCUGCACUGCCGGCUUCACGGGCGUCGACCUCAACCAGGUGGACAAGGCUAUCAGGCAGCUGGGUGCUCGCUACGAGGAAAGGUUUACGUCGCAGAGCUCGGUGCUGGUAUGCACCUCCUUGAGCUCUGUCAGGAAGCAGAAACUCGACUUAGCCUUGGCGUGGAGGGUCCCCGUCGUGAGCGCGGACUGGUUGUGGUCAUGCAUAUCGACGGGGUUCAAAGUCCCGAUCAAGGACUUUCUCUUCCCCGAGCUCAGGCAGAGACUCGCUCCUGAGCAAAGUGAGGAACACGAGCAGCGGCAGGCGAAAACCAAGAAUACUACUACCGGACAGAGGAAGCAUGCAGAGUCUGCCCGGAAACCCACGGUCGCAGGUGGCAUUCGCGAUGUAGACCUGUCCGCGUUCGCUCAUGAUGAGGAAGAUGGGAAUGACAUCGGAGCCGCCCUGAGAAAGGACGUUUCCAAGGAGGAAUCGGACGCCACGACACACUUCGAAACCGCGGCCACCCACCUGUCACAAGUCCGCGAGCCAGCCAGACUCUCGGCACCGCUAUCGGAGGUCUCCUCCAACUCACGCAACAGGUCCUCAUCGCCGCAGAAACACGCGCAACCGCCCAGGAAACCGAGGAGCAGGGUCCCCAGCGAGAUCGCCAACUCCGAGGCCACAGACGAGCCGGACGACCUAGACAACAUGAUGGACGUCGCCGACGAAAACCAGAACCAAAUCCCGCCCGCCCAAGAAGACGACGCCGAGGCGGCAGGGCGACGCGCAGAAGAAAAGGCCGCCAAGAGGGCCGCCGAACGGCUCGCCCUCUCAGCCAAGCUUACCACGCUGCUGGACUCGACCAUCGGCGCCACGGCGGCGGCGAGCGGGGACGCCGCCGACCGGCGCGAGAUCCUCGGCCGCGCCAUCAGCAACGUGUCGGCGGCCAGCAGCGGCAGCGUCGAGUCCUCUGGCGUAGGCGCGGCGGCGACUGUGUCGUCGAACCCGAACCUGCUACCCAAGGCACUAUCCGCCGCCGGCAGCCUGGCUGGGGCGGCGGAUGGGGGAGGAAGAGGAGGAGGAGUAGGAAAUGGGGGCCGGGGCGCGCAGUCUCUGUCGUCGCCGCCGCCGCCGCCGGCGACGCAGCUCGAGUAUGAGGACGCGGAGGCGAAGAGGUGCAAGGCGGAGCUGGUGAGGAAGAUGUUGGGGGAUUCCGGGGGGGUGGGGGUCGGGAGGAGGGGGCCGGCCGAGGAUCAGGAGACGUUGACGCUUGCUGGGAUGGGCGGGUAUGAGGUUGGCCGGGCGGGGACGGGGAGGGGUGUUGGGACGAGGUCGACGAGGAGGAGAUGAGAUGAUGAUUGAGAGAGGAUGUCGGCGUUUCUGGAUGACACCACCAUGGAAGGGCAUUGAAUCGGGUGUUUACGAGUAUGUUCUAGGCGCACAUAAAUGGUCCAAAAUAAUAUAUUUCAAGCAGUCCCCUCUCGAUCUGGGUAUCGUUAUUCUGACUCGGUAUGUCCCGUUCUAACAUGGUCGGGUGUGUGUGGUACAGUGUAACAUCGUGCUGCCGGAAAACAUACAACGCAUAAUCGUAAGAUCGUAAACGUCAUGACAACAAACAGACGUUGCGCAGGUAGCAGGCCUCGAAACACAAACAUCAAAUACAAGUCAUGAAAAAGAGCGCGCAAAAGGAAUCCCAACGAAUAGAAUCGA